Vombatus ursinus (common wombat) is the source of this 2650-nucleotide messenger RNA. It is a transcript of the gene TRUB2, whose product is annotated as TruB pseudouridine synthase family member 2. Gene Ontology annotation, biological process: pseudouridine synthesis; RNA processing. The record is from RefSeq and is a predicted model, not a curated record. The transcript is spliced from 8 exons. Gene Ontology annotation, molecular function: pseudouridine synthase activity; RNA binding. The coding region runs from base 133 to 1074 and encodes 313 amino acids. Lineage: Eukaryota; Metazoa; Chordata; Mammalia; Diprotodontia; Vombatidae.
UAUGUUUCUCUCCGGGACGGUAAGAAUGUACCACUUCCGCUCUAGGAGUAUGGCGGCGCCCAGCAAGGGACCCUAUUUAUUUCCUGGACGCUGGUUACGUCACUUCCGUUGAUCUCUUCAUAGAAUGCGAGCAUGGGUUCCAAGGGCUCCACUCGCCUUCAUGGGCUCUUCGCAGUCUACAAGCCACCUGGGUUGAACUGGAAACAUCUGCGGAACACUGUGGAGCUUCAGCUCCUGAAGGGCCUCAACUCACAGAUGCAAUAUACCCCUCAAGAGCACAUCCGGUUCCUGCUUGGGCCCAUGGAAGGAAGUGAAGGGAAAGAACUGACCCUCACAGCCACUAGUGUUCCGGUCCUUUCUGAGCACCCUUUAGUGAGAGGGCCAAAUUACAGGAGUGUGAAGGUGGGCGUCGGGCACCGGCUGGAUGUGAAGUCAUCUGGAGUGCAGGUGCUCGGUGUGGGACGUGGAAACAAGCUGCUCACAGACAUCUACAAUGCCCAUCUCACCAAGGAUUACACAGUUCGUGGGCUCCUGGGCAAAGCCACAGAUGACUUCUCUGAUGAAGGCAGGCUGAUUGAAAAGACAACUUAUGAUCAUGUGACCCCAGAGAAGCUCAGCAGAAUCCUGGCAGUCAUCCAAGGCUCCCAUCAGAAGGCAUUGGUAAUGUAUUCCAAUCUCGACUUGAAGACUCAAGAGGCUUAUGAAAUGGCUGUGAAAGGGUUAAUCCGGCCCAUGGACAAGAGUCCAAUGCUGAUUACAGGAAUCCGAUGUCUCCAAUUUGCACCUCCUGAAUUCCUCUUAGAGAUUCGGUGCAUGCAUGAGACCCAGCAGCUGCUCCGUCGAGUGGUGCAUGAGAUUGGACUGGAACUGAAAUCAGCUGCUGUCUGUACCCAGGUGCGCCGGAUCCGAGAUGGGGUCUUCACCCUGGAGGAUGCCCUCCUGCGGACACAGUGGGACAUGCACAGCAUUGAGAAAUCAAUCCAAAAAGUGGCACCCCGAAUAGAGGCAGAGCUAAAAAAGUGCCAAACAGUAGCACUGUGCCAUAGAGACCCUGUGGGACAACCUUCUUCCUAACAGAUCCAGGUCACAGGCAAACUCAAGUAAACUUUCCCCAUGGGCUAAGCAGAAUGAGGCAUACAGCAUUAGGAAAGAACAGCAGGGGAGGGUGCUGAAAUGGUGUGGGAGCUGGCAAAUACCUAGAUUGCAGGAGACAGACAAGGGAGAUCCAUGGCCUGACUGAGGUUAGGGAGUUCAUAUACUGCAAGGAGGAAGACUUGGGAAACUUUAAAAAUGAUCCUUGUCGGUUCAGUAAGUAAAAGGCCCUGCCCCAUGGCUCUUGUAUAAGGAAGCGACUUGGUGUUUUUGGUCUAGUGAACCUAGUUGAGAAGGGCACCUCUGAAGCAGCAUCCUGGGCUGCCUCGUUGAAUCUGGUGGGAUCUGGCCGAUGUCAGAGGGAAAGUGGUGGUAGAGAGGUGGAGACUCCAGGAAAAAGUAGUGAGAAGACAGGCACAGCAAAGGAGGAGAAACUGCUAUUCUUCAGUGCUUAUGCAGUUUUGAGAAGACCCCUUCUAACCUGUCUUGAGAGGGAGGAAUCGGGAAGAACUGAGAUUUCUCUGAAGAACUCAGAGCACAUAAUAGCUGGGAUUGCCCUAGCUUUUGGCACAGAGAGGGGAAACUGAGAUAUGGUUUUGUGGAAAUCAAAUAGAAACCAGGUCUUUAUCUCUUCGCUUCUUCUUUGACCCCUAAAUCUCUAGGCAGGGUAGUAUUGGGAGAAAGAUGACUGAACUUUGUGUCAGAAAACCUGAGUCUGAAUCCCAGUUUUGCCUUUUUCAAGCUAGAUGACCAUGGGCAACAUCACCUCACCUUUCUGAGCCUUAGUUUCCUCAACUAAAAGAAUAAGGAUUGUGAUACGCAUUUCCUACCACACAGUUAUUGUGAGGAUCAAAUGAGAUUGUGUGUAAAGAAUUUUGUAAACUUUUCAAGUGCUGUAUGAGGGUUAGGUGCUGCUGUCCAGCAAUAACCCAAGACCACUUUCUAACAGCUCCCAGCUUUAGGAUGGUGGAUAUCUGGGUGAAAGGCUGAGCAGCACAGGUGACUUUUUCUAAACCCCAUUUCAGAGGUCUGGGCAUUGCUUUUUGGCUUGUCACUUUACUUGAACUCAAUAAAGGCUUGACCUCAUGUGUUUCCCUGGGGAUGGGGCUAGUUUAGAGGUAAAAAGCAGAGUUUGUUGCCUAACAACCAAGAGAUUGGGGAUUAGAAAACCCUGCUAAGGAGGGGACUUUGAAAUUCUAAAUAGACAACUUUUCUCCUGCCUUCUCUCUUCAUCCUUCCUCUCCCCAAAUCCCCCCCCUCCACACUACUGUACAUGUAGGUGUCAGAGGCAGGUUUAGACCUCAGAGGCUGGGCUAGUAAGGAGCUUCUAGCACCCUAGCCUUAUAGGCAGGUAUGGGGUCUGCCUAGUAGUAGUCAGGUCAUAAUGAAUGGUAAUAACCUUGCAGAUAAACUCUAAGCAUCAGCUCCACCCAUCAUUACUCAUACCACCCUUGUACCCUCUGGAAUGUAUCCACCCCUUUUGUUAAGCAAAUUAAGGUUUUUGCUCUCUGGAAAUAUGUUCUAUUUCCAACAAAUACAAACUCCCAUAAAAUCCAAA